GCAACCCUGUUGCUAAGUUUCACAACAAGGCGAGAGAUCAGAAGUUUGCGUGUGCGUGUACAAAGAAGAAGAAGAAAAAGAAGCGGAAGAAGUAGACGUAGACGUAGACGUAGAAGUAAGAGGCUGGAUACGCUUUGUGUGUAUCAUCUGAGCGUCAUAUUGCCAAGAUGUCCACUUCGUCCAGGUCGUGUUUUGUGGUGCUGGCUCUGGUGUGUAUAUAUGUGGUGUACCUGGUGCUCGGAGCUUUGGUGUUUUCGGCACUGGAGAAGCCGCUGGAGGAGAAAGUUCAGGCCGAGCUGAAUCUUCUCAAACAGCAGCUUAUCAGUAAUAUGAGCUGCAUUAACAUAUCCACACUUGAGCAACUCUUAGAGGUACUCAUAAACGCUAACAAAUACGGAGUGUCACUAAUGCAAAACUCCUCCGAGAACUCCAACUGGGACCUGGCGUCUGCUUUGUUCUUCUCCAACACUUUGGUCACCACCAUCGGUUAUGGCCACACCACUCCACUGUCUGAUGUGGGGAAAGCGUUCUCUAUUGUGUAUGCCUUAUUCGGUGUCCCCUUCACUAUGCUUGUGCUGACGGCAUGUGUGCAGCGCCUCAUGGUGCCGUUGAACUUACGGCUGGUGGCGUUGUGGCGUCGGCGGUUCGGCUGGCAUCCUCACACUGCCAGGACCAUACACUUUGUCCUCCUGCUCCUUCUGGUUGUUGUGGUGUUCUUUUUGGUGCCAGCUACUGUUUUCAGCACCAUUGAGGACUCAUGGACCUUUCUGGAGGCUUUUUAUUUCUGCUUCAUCUCCCUUUGCACCAUUGGGUUAGGCGACUUUGUCCCAGGCGAGCAGCCCAAUCAGAAACUCCGACCACUCUACAAGAUCUCUGUUAUGGUCUACCUGUUUGUAGGUUUGAUGGCGAUGUACUUUGUCCUCCGUUCUUUCCAUAAACUGGCUGAUGUUCAGGGAUGGACAGCAUUUUUCCAUUUGCCCAGCUGUGAAGACGAAGUUGAAGAAGAGAGAGAAAACACUCCUGAAGAACCUAAUGAGUGUGAGACAGACACAAAGCCACUGGAACCAAGCACUCGUGUCUCGUACAACUCCAUUAGCAGAUAGACACCUCCAGGCUGACACUCUGUUCACUGAGCAGUAGAGGAUGAGGGAAGUGUAGUGGGUCUUCAGUUGUAAUUUUGCAGACCAGUGCAAUGUUAAUGUUUCUUCAUGGUUUGUUGAUUUGCAUUCAGAGCAGUACUGAUAAAGUUGAGAGGAACAACAAAGGACUGUUUCAUAUGGUAAGGAUUUUCUUUACUAGAUUUUUAUGUUAACUGGACUUGAGGGUUUUUUCUUCUACUAACCGAAACCAGCAAUAAAUUGUUUAGAAGUUUGUUUUUCUGCGGACCAAAUUGGAUAGGUACAUUUUGGGUACGUACUGAUGUUUUUUUGAAGCUAAACCAAAUUGAUAUAUCAGGGAGUUAGAGUGGAUUUCUGCUUCCACAUGUUAUUUUUGUGUUACAAAUGUGGAGAAUUUUAUAACUUUUCAGUCUUUAUUCUUUUUACAAUGUUUCAGGAAUGUCUGGCUCCCAGAGUUUUUCUAAAUGACCUUAUGAACUAGGGGAAAAACGCAAAUGAAAUUAUUUUAGUUUUACUGCUUAUUGGCUGUCUGGACCACUUGCACCUUACUCUAAGAUUAUAAAUUCUGCUUCUUUCAGUAUUAAUCAGAGGAAUUUGUCGCUUUCUUUCCCAUUCAGUCAUUGGUUCUUGGGUGCAUUCUGGGUAAACAUACUAUUUAAAGGUAUUAGAUGUGAUGAUGCACAUUUAACACAGUGCAAUAUCAGUCACGGAGUUGUGCUUACAUGUUUGUCUUUUUUUUUUUCUUGCCACUUAUCACUUUUCCAGGGUUUUUUUUGAUCUGAGGCCUACUGUUUCUGCAGGGCCUCUGUGCAAACUAUGCAACAGGGGGGAAAAAAAUAAAAUAAUAAAAAAUUAGAAAUUUUUAUUUUGCAUCACUAUGCGUUUGGACCACUUGUGCCUUAUUCUAGGUGAUAAUCUGUGAAACUUGAUAUUUGUUAUUUAUAUAUAGGUGAUAAGGUUUACUUCUUAUCAACUAGUAAAACCUGUUCAUAGGAGUAUUUGAUGAUUUUUCUAUUCAGACUGUGUCACAGAGGUGCAGUAUAGAAAUUGGUUACAUGAUCCAUCAAUAUUGUUAUUGCAGAUGCUAUGACAAUACUGUCACCAAUAUUCAGUUUAGAGGAGGGUGCCUUUUUGUGUACUUAAGAUCUGACCCAUUAAAAACUAAUCUUUACAUUUUAGGAUAUUUCCAUAUCUGAGAAGACUUGUCUAAACUUAUAUUAUGUAAAACUUAUUCUUGUAAUAUUGUAAUAAUAAACCAUAAUUUAUCAUGAACAUAACUAGUGCAAUAUGGGUCUAAAUAUUUUUUUAAAUACCAUUUGUAUUGAUAAGUGAUAAAACUAUACCACAUCAUGAUCGAUGGCUAAUAAUGGUUUACGAUCUUGUAUAAGACAAAAAAUUGUCUGGUAAACAGAAUAACUGGAUUGCCUUGUCCAAGAAGGACACAUGAUGCUUCUUUAAAUCCUUUAAUUCAUUGUCAGUGACCAAUAAUGCAGCCUUCUGCUCAAAUGAUCACAUUGAUGACAUUUUGAAGUGUCUGUUAACGUUGUUGUUGUUAUUUAUUAUUAUUGGUAUUCACUUGAUCACAUAUGAUGUUUGAUGUGCAAUAUCAGUGACUCAUACAUGUGAAAUAUGACAGUUACACAUUAAUGAUAUUUACCUGUAUGACUGUUUUAGGACUAAUCUGACUUUAAAUGUUGAUUGUUUUUAAUGUAACUAUGUGAUUGGGAACAAAAAGGGCUAAAGAACAAGAGGGGAAGGAAAAUAAACACAUAAAACAGUA
This is a messenger RNA of Ictalurus punctatus (channel catfish), 2898 nucleotides long. RefSeq names its product potassium channel, subfamily K, member 6 (gene kcnk6). The transcript has 3 exons. Bases 168 to 1103 code for a protein of 311 amino acids. Gene Ontology annotation, biological process: stabilization of membrane potential; potassium ion transmembrane transport. Gene Ontology annotation, cellular component: membrane. Gene Ontology annotation, molecular function: potassium ion leak channel activity. The record is from RefSeq and is a predicted model, not a curated record. Lineage: Eukaryota; Metazoa; Chordata; Actinopteri; Siluriformes; Ictaluridae.